UCCGUCUUGGCCUGGGGCCCUCCACCACCCCCUUCUUCCUGAGGCCGAGGAGGCCGAGGCGUCUUCUUCCUUCCCUCCGACAGUGACUCAGCCACAGCAGCAUGCACCUCAGGAGCAGGGAGAAGCGGGCAGCGGAGGACCCCCAGCCUGGCCAGGAUGGAGGUGGGAACAGUUGUACUGCCCAGGGAACAUUCACAAUACUGUCAGGAGCAUCUUUCAGCCCUUAUUUGCAAGAGAAAUCAUCAACAGCCUUCAAAGCUCUUGCCUUUGAUGUUCAGCAAAUGGUAGAUGAUAUAUUUCAAGCAAGUACACUUCACAAUGAAUAUAAGAACUGUAAAGUUUCCCAGUUUAGAAAUGGCAGUGUCAUUGUACUCUUCAACCUUUUCUUUUCGCAAUGGGUAUCGAAUGGAAAAAUAAGGCAUGAACUGUCUUUUGGCAUUAAAGGAAAUAAAAGUGACUUUUUGCAAACAUUCAACAUUGAUGUGGACAGCAUAGAAAUAAUAGAUAUGGGAGCAUCUACCACAAGCAAUCCUUUCACAACACCUGGUUUGAGAACAUUUAGUAUGAGCAGUUCUUCACUAUCAACAGUGAAAUGUUUGUUUCCUGAUGGACUUUGUGCUGAUGGCAUGAGCUGCAUAAAAAAGGGAUUAUUUUGUGAUGGAAUACCAAACUGUCCAGAUGGUUCUGAUGAAGAUGAAAAAACAUGUGCUACAUCUUGUGAUGGAAAAUUUCUUCUGAGUGGUUCCUCUGGGUCUUUCCACUCUAUUCAUUAUCCUGAACCCUAUAUUUCAAACCUCUUUUGCCAAUGGAUUAUACAGGUAAACCCUGGACUGUCUAUUAAAUUAAACUUCAGUGCUUUUGAUACACAAAAUUAUGUGGACACGUUAAGUAUUUAUGAAGGUGUAGGUCUUGCAAAGAUUUUAAGAGCUGUCCUCUGGGGCUCUAAUCCUGGUACAAUUUAUAUAUUUUCUAAUAAAGCCACAGUAGAAUUUGCUACAGAUUAUUCUGAAAAUUACAAUGGCUUUAAUGCAAUCUACACUGCAUUUAAUACCAGUGAACUAACUAAUAGCCAAAAAAUUAACUGUGCUUUUGAAGAUGGCUUUUGUUACUGGAUUCAGGAUUUAGCUGAUGACGAUGAAUGGGUACGAAUUAAUGGUCCCACUUUUCCCAUUACAUCUGGUCCUGAUUUUGAUCACACAUUUGGCAAUAUUUCAGGCCAUUAUAUUUCCACACCUACAUUACUUGGAGGCAUACCAGUGAAAGUUCGAAUUUUCAGUUUACCAUUAAUUCCUAGCUCAGAUGCAUUCUGCCUAAAUUUCUGGUAUCACAUGUACGGGGUUCAUGUGUAUCAUCUGGAUGUUAAAAUAAUAUAUGGAAAUGGCAGUGAAAAGACAGUUUUCAAAAAAGAAGGAAAUUAUGGAAACAACUGGAACUAUGGACAAAUCACAUUAAAUGAAACAUACAAUUUCAAAGUUGCUUUUGACGGUUUUAAAAGGCCAGGAUGGGAUAACAUUGCCAUUGAUGAUAUAGGAUUAACAAAUGGAGGCUGCAAGGAAAGUCUUUAUCCAGAACCUACUUUGGUUCCUACAAUCCCUACAACCCCUCAGCUACCAACUGACUGCGGAGGACCAUUUGAUUUGUGGGAACCAAACACUACAUUUAGCUCAAUGAACUAUCCAAACAACUAUCCCAACCAAGCUUCUUGCAUAUGGUAUUUAAAUGCAGAUGAAGGAAAAAAUAUUCAACUUCAUUUCCAGUAUCUUGAUCUGGAAAAUAUUUAUGAUGUUGUAGAAAUAAGAGAUGGCAGAGGACCAGAUUCUUUAUUUUUGGCUGUAUAUACAGGAAAAUCUCCAGUGCCAGAUAUAUUCUCUACCACUCACCAGAUGACAGUACUCUUCAUUACUGACAAAUCUGGAACUAAGCGAGGAUUUAUGGCCAAUUUUACUACAGGAUACCAUCUGGGUAUGCCAGAUCCAUGUGAAGCCAAUUAUUAUCAGUGUGGUAAUGGAGAAUGCAUACCAAAGGCUCAUGUUUGUGACCAAGUUCAGCACUGUAAAGAUAAUUCUGAUGAAGCUAACUGUGUGCGCUUAGUCAAUGGGUCUCUCAGCUUAAAUGGGCUGCUCCAACUGAAAGCUGAGAAUAAAUGGUACACAGCAUGUGGAGAUAACUGGACUGAACAGCUGUCAAGCAGUAUCUGUCAUUGGCUUGGACUAAACAGUGUGAACAGAUCAUCUACUAUCUUGUUCAAUGGAUAUGGCCCUUUCGUGGAAGUUUCAAAAGCAAUCAACAACAGCUUAAUCCUAACACCACGGGAACGGUGUUUCAAUAAUUUGGUGAUUUAUCUGCAAUGCAACAACAAACAAUGCGGAGAAAGAUUAGUCACUCAGAAACACUCAACAAAAAUUGUUGGUGGCUCUGAUGCUCAAGGAGGUGCUUGGCCUUGGGUGAUCUCAUUAGAUUUCAGUGCCAGACCAUAUUGUGGAGGUUCUCUUGUCAGCAAUGAAUGGUUGGUCUCUGCUGCACACUGUGUUUAUGGGAGGAAUAUGAAACCUUCUCAGUGGAAAGCAGUUCUUGGCAUGCAUAACAACUUGAACCUGUCAAAUCCUCAAACCGUCAUCCGAGAGAUUGAUCAAAUUAUCAUAAGUCCCCAUUACAAUAAGCGAACAAAAGACAGUGACAUCGCUUUAAUGCAUCUCCAAUUCAGAGUGAAUUUCACAGAUUACAUCCAGCCCAUUUGCUUCCCAGAAAAAAACAGAUCAUUUUUGCCAGGAAAACAAUGUUUCAUUGCUGGCUGGGGAGAAACCACACAUCAUGCAGGCUCUGUUGCAAAUAUAUUACAAGAAGCAGAAGUCCCUCUUAUAGCACAUAAGAAAUGCCAACAAUUGAUGCCAGAGUACAAUAUCACUGAAAAUAUGCUGUGCGCUGGAUAUGAUGAAGGAGGAAUUGAUUCUUGUCAGGGAGAUUCUGGUGGGCCACUAAUGUGUCAAGAAAAUGAAAAGUGGUUGCUGGCUGGCGUGACAUCCUUUGGGUAUCAGUGCGCACUGCCACAUCGUCCUGGCGUCUAUGUGAAUGUUUCAAAAUUUGUUGACUGGAUAAAAAGAAUCAUUCAUUAGAAGCAUCUUCCUUCCCGAGAGAAACAAUAGAAAAUAUAGAAGUUUAAGGACAAGGAUGCAUGUGUCGUUUAAUAUACUUUAUCUCCUGAAGGGAUCAGGCAAACAUCACAUAUUUCAGAAUGAGUUAGAGUUGAUCUCGAAUGGGAAUUCAGUUGGAGCCCUAUUAGGUGUUAUAAGAGAAGGAACUUGGAAAAGUUACUUUUUGAACCACCACUCCCAGAAUCAUUCACUGGGGAAUUUUAGCAGAUCAGUCCAAAAAAAAAAAAAUCACAUUUCCAUUAUCUGGAAAAAUGUGGCUAAGUAGUACUAAACUUCUGACUAGGAUAAUUUUGCUAGCCUGAAAUGUAGAAGAAAAAGGUGUUCACAACUAGAGAUGUAUGUGGUAUUUGUUACAUUUGUUUCAUUUGUAUUUGUUUUGUACCAUCCAUUUGGAUGGCACAAAAGGAAAAGGCCGCCCCUGAAACAAAAAUGCAAUCAAAACAAAAGGAAGUUGGGAGCUGGUAUCAGUUCCAAGCCUGCCUUUAGGUUUGAUCAGCUGCAAGCCCUGUGGGUCUCAGGUGCGUUGGUCCAAAGCCUGCAACCAUAGGCCCGGGUGCUUUGGGCCAAAAGAAAACAGAUCUUUCAGCCCAGAAGACAAAACAAAACAAAUGUCUGACCUCCCAAUUUCAGGAGGUCAGACGAAAAUGUAACAGGGCGCCAGUGAAAGCCAGAACACGAAAUGGGACAAGGAAAGUCCCAAAUGCACAUGACUAUUCACAACACAUUCCUAUUUUUCAAAGAAAUGAAAAAUAAAGUUUCUGUGGCUUGCAAAACUGGAUCCCACUAUCACAAAAGAACAUUAAAUACAAGGGUAGGAAUGUAUGCCAUUCGAUCUAUUAUCAUAUUGCAGAUUCCAUCAUCCCUCACUAUUGCCUAUAAGGCCUAUCAGAAAUAACACAUAUUACCCACUCUGUUUAAAUUGAUGCUUAUUCCUCCAAAUCACAAAAUUACCAAGUUGGAAGGGAUCACAAGGGCCAUUUAGCUCUAUCCCUGCCAUGAAGGAGUACAUAACAAAAGCUGUCCUGAAAAGACAACUGUCCACUCUGUCAUUAUUCUCUUUCCUGCUCUCAAUUGGCUGCUUUUUUUUUUUUACUUCUUCAUGUACAUAAAAAGUCAUCAUAAAUUUAGGAAGCCAAGAGUGGCUUCUUAUUUCCAAGACAUGAAACAGAGCAAAAUAUACGCACAAGAACGAAGAUCCAAGGGCCAGAAUCCUUUGAUAUACUGUAUUAUAGAAGUGCAGAAAAAAGAAGUCUAUAGACACAGUUGCCAUGAAGGCAGGAGGACUUUGAGAAAAUAAACUGCUCAGAGACAGUAUAUUCCUCUGAUUUCUUGCUGUCAUUGUCCAGAGAAAAAAUGCAGUUGUUGUUGCUGUGCACAACCAGGAUUGUGACCACACUAUCCCUUUGUGUCAAUGCCUCUUGCUUUGAUGCUAGAUCAUGUUCAUUUAAGAUAGCAGAUCACAGAAUAAACCAUUUAUUACACUCAGAAUAAUAUUUAAAACCAAGGGGUUUUUAUGUAUCACUAACUAAACUUUGUUUUUAUUUCUCUCAAGUUUAUAUUCAUUGAACUACAUUAAAGUUGCUUUAAUUAAUUUGC
Messenger RNA from Anolis carolinensis (green anole), 4748 nucleotides. It is a transcript of the gene tmprss15, whose product is annotated as transmembrane serine protease 15. Gene Ontology annotation, cellular component: membrane. The record is from RefSeq and is a predicted model, not a curated record. NCBI's taxonomy places the organism in Eukaryota, Metazoa, Chordata, Lepidosauria, Squamata, Anolidae. The transcript is spliced from 26 exons. Gene Ontology annotation, molecular function: protein binding; serine-type endopeptidase activity. Gene Ontology annotation, biological process: proteolysis; acrosome reaction. Bases 102 to 3113 code for a protein of 1003 amino acids.